AUUUUCUGUUGAAGCUAAUCUCCAAUCUUAAGUUUAUUUAAAAAAAAUGUCUGAAGUUCUUGAUGUUGAUAUUGAUGAGAAAGAUGAGUUUAUGGAGCAAGAUGAUGAUGGAGAUCUUUCAAAGCUAAAGUCUUCUGUUCGUAAAAGAAAAGGAAGAGGAUUCAAAGAAAGUUUAGAUGCACGAACCAAUGAGCCAUUUGAGUCUAUUGAUGAAGAUGCACCCCACAUUGAAGGACCACAAAAAUCUGUGGAAGGUUGGAUCUUGUUUGUAACAAAUGUCCAUGAAGAAGCACAAGAGGAUGAUGUGCACAACAUGUUUCGUGAAUAUGGUGCUAUUCGAAACAUGCAUUUAAAUUUAGAUAGAAGAACAGGAUUCUUGAAAGGAUAUGCAUUGGUUGAGUAUGAAUCUUUUAAAGAAGCUCAAAGUGCGUUAGAAGCUUUAAAUGGAGAAGAUUUGCUUGGACAAAAAAUCAAUGUUGAUUGGGCUUUUGUAAAAGGCGGAGCCACUAAAGGAAACAAAAAAAGGGGUAGCAGACGUUAGCAAUAAACAAGACGUUUCAUCAAGAGCAGUACGAGAUGUUAAGAAGUUUUUUGCAUCUUAGGCAUGUUGUUGGAUACUCUUUUUAAAAUUGCACGUCUAUUCAACGAUAUUAUAAUGUCGAUAAAUGUUUUAAAUAAGUUUCCAAUUAUUAAUUGUAUUUGAGAAGAAUCGAAUAUUAUAUAUGACGCCCAUUUUUUAAACAUGUAUCAUGGAAAAUUUAAAUGAAAGUAAAAUAAUGUCAACUGAAUGUAA
Messenger RNA from Hydra vulgaris (swiftwater hydra), 793 nucleotides. Its product is annotated as RNA-binding protein 8A. NCBI's taxonomy places the organism in Eukaryota, Metazoa, Cnidaria, Hydrozoa, Anthoathecata, Hydridae. Gene Ontology annotation, molecular function: mRNA binding. Gene Ontology annotation, cellular component: exon-exon junction complex; cytoplasm; nucleus. The record is from RefSeq and is a predicted model, not a curated record. Gene Ontology annotation, biological process: RNA splicing.